ACCUUGAUGUUUUUAAAUUUCACCGUUCGCAAUUCACGUUUGCUUUUACGUUUAUUUGUUAUUUUUAGAUAGAAUUUAUCUUUUGGUGUUUGUAAUUGUCAUCAUUUAUUUGACUAAAAUAAUGAAUAUUCAUAUAUAUACUUAUUAAAAUCAAGCUCGGUAUAUUUUUUAGAUAUAUGGUAUCUAUUAAAAUUUCGUAGUUAUUUUCCUAAUAAUGGAAUUUCCGCCAAUUAUUGAUAAGAAUGACUCUUUAAAAGGGUGGACAAAAGAAGAAAAGUUUCAAUUAUUGCAGGCCUUGAAAGAACAUGGAUUACAUAACAUUAAAGAAAUUAUUAAAUGUUUUGUAAACAAAAGUGAAGAUGAAAUCAAAGGAGCUAUAGAAUAUUACAAGAAUAAGGCACUCGUACAUCCCAAAAUGCAAGAAAAAAAAUCAAAGAAAUGUAAUAAUCUUCCAACAAUACCUUUAGCUAGCUGGGCAAAAUUCUUAAUUGAAUCUUAUGGAUUUGAAGAUCUACAAACUGAGACAGCUACUGCUUUGCGGAUAAUAGCAGACUUUGAAGACAAACCACCAGCUGUCUGCACAAAUAAGUUUGAUUUCAAGAAAAUAUAUCAUAUGCUUGCUGAUGCUUUGGAAGGCAAGCCUAUACCACAUGACAAACUGACAAUGGCUAUGUUUGACAAAUGUAUAGUUGAAACAGCACUUACUAGUAAAGCGUUUAUUAGAAGCACAGCAUAUAAACAGAUCUUACAAUCAAUAAAUAUUUCCGAAAAAAAUAUGAAUGUUUUAACAAAGCCAACUGAAGAUAAUGAAUUGUCAAUUUUAAGACAUUUAGCUUCACAAAAAAACUACAAUCCACUGAAUAUACCUGAAAACUAUUUAAAAUCAUCCUCACAUACAUCAUAAGAAUUAAUUUUUUUGGUAACAGAAUCAGUUUGUUCAUUGUCUUAUGUUUAAUUUUUACAUAUAAGAUGAAAAUUUAAUAAAAAAAUGUAA
This is a messenger RNA of Vanessa atalanta (red admiral), 994 nucleotides long. RefSeq lists its product as uncharacterized. The record is from RefSeq and is a predicted model, not a curated record. The coding region runs from base 215 to 904 and encodes 229 amino acids. NCBI's taxonomy places the organism in Eukaryota, Metazoa, Arthropoda, Insecta, Lepidoptera, Nymphalidae. The transcript has a single exon.